Messenger RNA from Alosa sapidissima (American shad), 2684 nucleotides. RefSeq lists its product as uncharacterized. Bases 376 to 1905 code for a protein of 509 amino acids. The record is from RefSeq and is a predicted model, not a curated record. The transcript is spliced from 11 exons. NCBI's taxonomy places the organism in Eukaryota, Metazoa, Chordata, Actinopteri, Clupeiformes, Clupeidae. Gene Ontology annotation, molecular function: protein binding.
CGGAGUGAGAAAUGCCAUGUGUGGCGUGUGAGUGUGUGAAGCCAUUGAAAUGCGUGAGACUUGAGAGGUCUGCUUACCUUCUCUGGUACCAAGGGUCAUUUGUCAUUUGUCAAGUGACUGUUCAGUGAACGAAACAUUUUUUUCGGUUGAGGAAGUUACGCAAAACACAAGGUAGGCCUAUUCAUUCAACAUAUUUUGUAUACAGAUGUUGUUACAGAUUCUUUGAAUGUGGAGUUGCUUGUCUUCAAUAUCUAGUUAUUGUUGUAUUCUAAGAAAGCCAGUGAUUGUCAGGAACAUUUGGUUGAAGAUAGAAUUUAUGAUGAAAGAAUUUUCUCUGAUCCCAAGUGUGACCUCCAUGAACAGUGAGGUUUAAAGAUGGAUCAAAAUAAUUUUACAAAGGAACAUACUCAAAGCUCAAGCAACAAUGCCACUGGCUGCACGGCCCAAGACAAAGCAUCUGAGUCACAUCAACUCAGUCCUGCCCCAGUCCCUCAAAAGAGGCAGGCACCAGGGAGGCCGGCCCCACCCCACCAACACACUGGACAAGCCCCACCACGCCAACACACUGAACAAGCCCCACCCCGCCAACAGACUGGACAAGCCCCACCCCACCAACACACUGGACAAGCGGAUGUAGAUGGCAAAGCUCCUCACAAGUUGAAACAGGAUUAUCAGCCACAUCCAUGGGAACCAUCAAUUACUAAAGAUUUACCCUCUCCUCAUACACUUAAGUUAUCUUUAGUGAAACCAGACACUGUGUGCGUAACCUGGAAACACAAUGAAGAAGUGACUGAUGAUACAAAAUUCAGAAUCACCUGGACAAGUAAAAGUAAUAACCAGGAAUACCAUGAGGUGCAAGUUCCAAAAGUAACUAUUAAGGAUCUUGUAGCAACAGAGGAGUAUGAAUUUAAAGUUGCCUAUCUGAGUGCUGACAGAAGACGGUGCAGUCCAAAUGUGUCUAAAACUAUAUCAACAGGUGUCCCAGCACCUGAAAAGUUAUUGGUGGAUUCAGUGACUGCUACAUCUGCUAAUGUUAGCUGGAGUCUGGCUGACAAAAUGAGGCAAAGACCACACCGAUUUCUCAUCUAUUAUUGGAGUGAAGACGAUGAUCCAGAGUCCAUCUCUACAGAAUCAUACACCACAGACAUCACAGGCUUGACUCCAGAAACUGAAUACCAUCUCAGUAUAUCCACAGUGCUUCAUGGAGAACCAAGCAAGGCUGUUGAAACUCAUUUUUUCACAGAUGAUGUUAGUAACAGUCAACUGACGGGAGCAUUACCAGAGAGCAAGCAAACUACUCUCUCUAGAGUGUGGACAUUUUACACUGUGGCUCCUGGAAAGGCACAGAAUAUUGUUCAGCAUAUCAGCAAGUGGCUGAAAGAGAGACAUAUGAAAGAAGAAGAGUCGCCUGAGGAAUGUGACUUCAUCCUGGCUGUCUGUCCAAUUGUAUCCCGUCUUGCCACAGACUUUGAGGCAAUUCUGAAAAUGAUUCCUGGCUCCCAUCCUGCCAUCCUGGUGGUGGUACACCACACCUUUAGACCAGAUUAUGUGGUUCCUGACAGCAAAAAGCUUCUCGGCAGAAGUGACAUUCUACUGGUGGACCUCCUUUUUGAUGAGGACCAGGGAUUUCUGCACUGUAGUCGGAACAACAUAGCAUUCGACACAAUGAUGAAAUGGAUAAGGGACAAUAUAUACAGGAUCAACUUUAAAAGUAGGAUCAGGUUGAUUUUACAGAGAUGGUCUAAAGCUGAGCAUUGCAUUGAACUUGGAAGAAGUAUACAGGUAUGGGUAGGCCUGUCAUGGGAGGCGGAAAAAUGGCCAGCAGAAAGGUGUGCAGCAGCCACUGGAAUGACCUCUUCCACCUCCUCCACUUACAGCUCCUCAUCAGCCGGCAGUGGGAUGUGAUCCUGAAGGGCCAUGUUGCAGAAGCGCCGCCACCAAAACUACACUGCACGCCUUUGCAGGAUGGAGCUUCAGGCCACCAGCGGAUUUGCUCACACACCUUUCCACAUGCCCAGGGCCCUCUCCACAACAACGCGGGUCCGGCUAUGGGCGUUGUUGUACCGCGCCUUUGCCUCACUGUUGGGCUCCUAGAUGGAGCAGUUGACAUGCUUGUAUUAUCAUAGGGGGUUGAUGGAAUAAAGUAGGUCUUGAAAUGUCAGUGCACUCAGGGAAUAUAGACAUGCAUUUGAAAACAACAGUAUAGACUUUGCUACUAUCUCAGCAGCAGAAGGCAACAACAUGAGCAGCACCUACAGUAACACUGUGUGUGUGUGUGUGUGUUGGUACAGCUGGCGCAGAUCCUUCAACCAUUUGAGCAUUGAAACAUUUGUGCUAUGUGAACUGUCGUUUUGUGGUUGUGAUUCAACACACAACUUCAUAACUACAAUGGAUGAAAAGUAAUGGUAAAAAAACUGUAUAUGUGCAUUUAAAAUAUCAUGAAAUACUUGUGUGUGGUAACAGUAUUCAGUUUUCAGUGUCACAAUGAAAACACAUAACAAGGGCAACAUUGGAAAAAUGCUGCAUAAAGGCAUGAAAAUAUUCCAGUGAAAUGAAGGGCAAUGAUAAAGUAAAGUAUUCAUUUAUAUAGCGCUUUUAGAACAGAGUGAAACCCAAAGUACUUACACAACAACAUGUUGUUCAACAUUGUUCAUAUUACAUAUCCAUAUUUAUUCUGCUCUUAC